AUGAGCGCCUCAUCCUCGUCUGAGAGCGACAGCAGCUCCAGCCGCUCCAGCUCUCCGGAGCCAGCCAACCAGCAGAAGCAAGCUGUGAAGGCCACCAAGACGGAGUCCACAAACGAAGAUGAAUCCAGUUCAUCGGGAUCAGAUAGCUCCAGCGACGAGGAGUCAGACAAUGGCGGAGCCGUAACCAAAUCAAGCGCCCAGCCAGAGACAGAGCCAGCCAACAGAGUCACAAUCUCCGUAGCCCAGCCCUACAAACCACCCACAGGCUUCAAACUAGCGAAGAAACAGCCCCCUCCAUCCUCAAAAACAUCCUCCCUCCUCUCCAACCUAACCGGCAAACAAGUCUUCCACAUCACGGCUCCGUCCUCGCUGCCGCUAUCGAAAAUAAAAGAAGUCUCCAUGGCCAUGAUCAUGAAGGGCGAACCCCUUCUCACACACGAGGGCGUGAACUACGGCAUCCCCGCCGAGUCUCUGCUGUCCGAGACCAACGACCCGGAAGGAAAAGCGCUACUUAUCUACGACCAAAGCACACAGUCCUACCGCAGUGCUGCGGCACAUGUGCCAACAUAUCACAUCCAGGAACUGGUCGGGUCCCUGGGGACGGACAAGGCGACUGAUAGGGCAGUUGAGGCCUUGCGCGAUGAGAAGAAGCCGCGGAAACGGCAGCCGAAGGGUCUCAAGAUGCGGUUUCGACCUAUUGGCAGUUUGAGUGGGCCGCCGGAGACGAUUGGGGACAGCUCAGAGUCUGAGGCGGAGGAGGAGCCGACAUUCAAGGUGCCGUUGGGUGGAGAGCGCGAGGAGCAGCGGAAGAGGAAACAUGCUCACGAGGGGGAUGCGGCGCCGCGGAAGAAGUCGAAGAAGCAUGAGAGGGAUGACGAGGGAGGAAAGACGUCGAAGAAGUCACAUAAGGAUAAAGAGGAGAAGAAGCGGAAAAAGGCUGCCAAGGCAUGA
Messenger RNA from Penicillium lagena, 951 nucleotides. RefSeq names its product DNA-directed RNA polymerase I subunit RPA34. The transcript is spliced from 2 exons. Lineage: Eukaryota; Fungi; Ascomycota; Eurotiomycetes; Eurotiales; Aspergillaceae. Bases 1 to 951 code for a protein of 316 amino acids. Gene Ontology annotation, biological process: transcription by RNA polymerase I. The record is from RefSeq and is a predicted model, not a curated record.